Drosophila melanogaster (fruit fly) is the source of this 1449-nucleotide messenger RNA. RefSeq lists its product as uncharacterized. The transcript has 3 exons. Gene Ontology annotation, molecular function: hydrolase activity; serine-type endopeptidase activity; peptidase activity. Bases 47 to 1366 code for a protein of 439 amino acids. Gene Ontology annotation, biological process: proteolysis. NCBI's taxonomy places the organism in Eukaryota, Metazoa, Arthropoda, Insecta, Diptera, Drosophilidae. The record is from RefSeq and is marked reviewed. Gene Ontology annotation, cellular component: extracellular region.
CCCAGUUCUCAUUCAGUUCCAUUCAGCAUUGGUUGUUACCGUCGCAAUGACAAUCUUGUGGCUGACCUUGCUGGGCCUUUGUCUCAAUCUGAAACUCGGGUCGGCGUUGCACGUGCCGCAGCAUAAUUGUGAGAGGUAUUUCUCCUACUACAAAGAGGACAGUGGAGCCUACAUUGGCGUCUUCACGGCGCCACGCGCUGGUGUGAACAGCCUAUCAUGGGAGGUGGUUUUCACUGCUCACGGAACUGGUGAGGCAAACACUGUGGGCUCACUCAUUCCGUAUCCCAAUAAGGAAAGGGCCUUUGAAAAGAUACACAGCGGAGAACGUGGCGAGGUGUUUGUGCGUUUCACGGAUUUUGGAAACGAGCUGCCCAAACUUGUCCGGGCGGAAUUCAACGGCGAGGUUCUGUGUCAAAAUGAGGAGUAUGAUGCCCCUUCAAGCACAAUGACCCGACGCCAGUCCAUGUCCACCUCAACGCCAAUUAGUCAAAAGUCAGCACCAAGAGAAAUAGUGCGUCAGCGGCGUCCGCCGCCGAGCACACCGAGCAAUGACCCCAAUCCUUUCCUUCCUUCAAUCAUGCCCAGAAUAGAUUCGGACUUUGAGGAAUGCGGCGUUGAGGGCUUUUCGCCUCUUCAAAUCGGAGGCGACCUGGUGACCCGCGGUCAGUACCCCUGGCUCGCGGCCCUUUACGAAGGUGUUGGCACGGCUACAUACAAAUGCGUGGUGUCGGUUAUCUCCAAACGGACUGUGAUCACGGCAGCUCACUGCAUUUAUGGAAAGAGCGCCAGCCAGCUUUGGGUCUAUUUGGGCAGGCAUGAUCGCAACGAGAAUCCUGAGAAUGGAGCCUCCCUGGUUAGCGUGACCAGCGUGCUGACUCCGUCCGCCUACGAGGGCAAUCCAGUUCCGGAUGCGGACGUUGGUCUGCUGGUGCUGACCUCUCCGAUGGUGUACACCAAGUACAUUCGACCCCUCUGCCUUUGGGGCUCCAAUAUGGGAUUGCCACCGAAUGAGGGCGAUACUGGAGCAGUAGCCGGUUGGGGCUACGACAGGAGUGCCCAGAAGACGCGGUUUCCCAAGACAGUGAGUGUUCGAUUGGUGCCCCGGGAUCAGUGUCUCAAGGAGAUGAAGCGGGCGGAGGACUUCAUCACGCGGCGGACCGUCUGUGCCGGCAAUUCAGAAUCACAUGGUCCCUGCUUCGGAGACUCGGGAUCUGCUCUGAUCGUCCUGCGUAACAAUCGAUGGUACGUUCGUGGUGUGGUCUCUUUAUCGCCUCGCCACGGAGAGAUUUGCGACCUUAGCAAGUAUGUUAUCUAUUGCGAUGUUGCACGGCACAUUGACUGGGUACGUCAAAAUAUGGUCAUGUGAGGCGCUGAAAUAAUUAUAAUGUGACAAUACAGGAAAACACGGAAAUUUAUGUACAAAAUUCUCAAUAAAUCUUUAAGUCGUAU